Molecule: messenger RNA, 1451 nt
Organism: Mercurialis annua (annual mercury)
Lineage: Eukaryota; Viridiplantae; Streptophyta; Magnoliopsida; Malpighiales; Euphorbiaceae
Product: lanC-like protein GCL2
Exons: 6
Coding region: 92-1351 (419 amino acids)
Biological process (GO): peptide modification; carbohydrate metabolic process
Cellular component (GO): plasma membrane
Source: RefSeq, a predicted model, not a curated record
UUAAGACAUUAGCCAAAAAAAACCACAUUUCUCAAUUACUUUCUUCUUUAUCCGAAGAAUUCGAACUCAGAACCUUCAACGGAAAUAAAAAAUGGCUGACCGGUUCUUUCCUAAUGUAAUGCCGGACUUUGUAACAGAAGCAGCACCGGCAGCUUCAACUCCAACUCAUCAACAACAAAGAAUAGAACAAACUAGCGGCGGUGAUUCUUUAAUGAAGCUUCUUUGUAUGCCUUACCCUUCUCUUUCCCCAAGAUUUCAGAGAACUGGCUUGGAUCUUAAAGAAUCUAUAGUGAUGGAAACAUGGGGAUUGAGUGGGCAGAAUGUGCAGGAUUUUAGUGUUUAUAGUGGUAGUCUUGGCACUGCUUUCUUGGUUUUUAAAAGCUAUCAGGUUACCAAGAAUGAGAAUGAUCUACUCCUUUGUUUGCAAAUUGUUAAGGGCUGUGACUCUGCUUCUCUUGCUUCUAGGGAUGUGACAUUUUUAUGUGGGAGAGCUGGUGUUUGUGCUCUUGGUGCUGUUGCUGCAAAGUAUGCCAAUGAUAAAGAUUUGCAAAAUCACUAUCUCAACCAAUUUGGAGAGGUUAAGUUGUCAAAGGACCAUCCUGAUGAAUUGUUGUAUGGAAGAAGUGGAUACUUGUGGGCUUGUUUGUUCAUAAACAAGCACAUUGGCGAUGACACUAUUCCUCGUACAACUAUACGUGCAGUCACAGCUGAAAUUCUCAAGACCGGAAGGGCAUUGACGAAGAAAGGGGGACCGCCGUUGAUGUAUGAAUGGUAUGGGGAGAGAUAUUGGGGUGCUGCUCAUGGAUUGGCAGGCAUUAUGCAUGUUUUGAUGGAUACUGAUCUGAAACUAGAUGAAGUUGAGGAUGUCAAGGGCACUCUUAAGUACAUGAUCAAGAAUCGGUUUCCGAGUGGAAACUAUCGUGCUAGUGAAGAAGAUAGCAAGAGGGAUGUUCUUGUGCAUUGGUGCCAUGGAGCUCCGGGGAUCGCCCUCACACUUGUCAAGGCAGCUAAGGUGUUUGGAGAUGAAGAAUUCCUACGAGCAGCUGUAGAUGCAGGAGAGGUAGUUUGGAAUCGCGGGCUGCUCAAGCGAGUUGGUAUUUGUCAUGGAAUCAGUGGGAAUGCAUACGUAUUCCUAUCUUUAUACCAAAUGACAGGCAGCAUAGAAUUUCUAUACCGGGCGAAAGCAUUUGCCAGUUUUUUACUUGAUAGAGCACACAAACUUAUAUCAGCAGGAGAUAUGCAUGGAGGUGAUAGCCCCUACUCACUGUUUGAAGGAAUUGGAGGUAUGGCCUAUCUUUUUCUAGAUAUGAUGGAUCCCUCCAAAGCUAAAUUCCCUGCUUACGAACUCUGAAACUCUGUUUUAUGGACUUGAGAUACACUUCAGUUGGGAUUACAUGUUAAUAUUACUGUUGCUGCAAUUUGAAUUGCAUGUAAGAAUUUAGGUUACGGUA